AUGCCCGGCACGUUACCCGGACUAAUGUCAGCGCCGAGCUCUUCAGGCGAUAGCAGUCACGCGACCGAAGAUGCGCCCAUUUUGCCGCACCCGCACCCUCCUUCCUCCCUACCACUUCCUCCGCCACCGCACUCAGACUCAGUCGAAGGUAAAUUACCUGCACGGCCGCCGAAGAUCAGCACUAUAUCUCAUCCACUCCAAACUGCACCGCCUGCGACCUUCCCUAUUGACACCAGGAAUGUUCGUGCCGGUCCUAGCACAUCCCAUUCCGAUCCGGGCGUCCCAUCGCCGACCCAAUUUCUACCUGCUCAAACGGAGGUUAUCCACACGUGUCAAGUCUGCGCCGAAGAUCUGCCCACUGACAAGUACUCGCGUUACAAGCUCGCAUCUAACUGUCAGCACUCUUCCGUCGUCUGCCGACGUUGUGUUCGCCAGUACUUGAAGAACCAGAUAGAAGAGCUCGGGAAUACGCGUCUCCUUUGUCCCGUUCCGGAAUGCCGUGCCGAAAUUUCCUAUCAUCGGGUCAAGCGGUAUGCCCGUUCUCGCGUGUUUCAGAGAUACGACGCGCUGUUGUUGCGCAAGAAUCUGGGCGCUGACCCCAAUUUCAUCUGGUGCAAGAACCCGAAAUGCGACUCAGGUCAAGUUCACGACGGCAUUGAAGGGGGUUCGGUCAUCAUCACCUGCGUAAAAUGUGGCAGCAAAGCUUGUUCAUUCCAUGAUGCUCCCUGGCACGAAGGGCUGACCUGUGCACAAUACGAUCAACGGAAGAUGGACAAACAGGGACGGGAAGCGGCUGUCGAAGCCUAUUUUUCGAAGAAUACGAAACAGUGCCCGAAGUGUAACGCACCCAUUGAGAAGAUAUCUGGUUGUGAUCAUAUGACUUGUCGACCUCCUGGAGGUUGCGGCUUUCAAUUGUAA
Dacryopinax primogenitus is the source of this 918-nucleotide messenger RNA. RefSeq lists its product as uncharacterized. Gene Ontology annotation, biological process: ubiquitin-dependent protein catabolic process; positive regulation of proteasomal ubiquitin-dependent protein catabolic process; protein polyubiquitination. Gene Ontology annotation, molecular function: ubiquitin protein ligase activity; zinc ion binding; ubiquitin conjugating enzyme binding. The record is from RefSeq and is a predicted model, not a curated record. Lineage: Eukaryota; Fungi; Basidiomycota; Dacrymycetes; Dacrymycetales; Dacrymycetaceae. The coding region runs from base 1 to 918 and encodes 305 amino acids. The transcript is spliced from 5 exons. Gene Ontology annotation, cellular component: ubiquitin ligase complex; cytoplasm.